AUGGUUUCUGACGGAAUGCAGAUUACGAUACCAGACUUCGACGACAAUGAGUAUGGUUCAGCCCCAAUUCCGUUCGGCCGGUCUGCAAACCCUUUCGGAGGUGGUGGAGGAGGAGGCUUGGGACUGAGUGCUUCGUCGUUCAGUGCGUCCGCGUUUGGGAGCUCAGGAUCAGGUCAGGAUUCCCCGACAAUCACAACGCCACUGGCGGACCGUUGGGACAAGAGCCACGGUCGCGGGGAUUCUGUUGCUUCUGUGGACUCUGCAAAUUCUUUCACUACCCGUUUCGCAGCCAAGUCACACAAUCCAUUUUCGAAUCAUGCCCCACAACCUUCCACUAGCUCGUCUCCAUUCACGAAGAAGCCCUCAUUCGCGUCCAUUCGCAAUGCUUUCAAAAGUAGCGCAAAGACAGCGACCUCGGAUACUCCCCCGCCCGUCCCACAGUUCGACCUUCAGGCGUAUCCUGUCCUCAAGAACCCAUUCAACCGUUCCAAUUCUUCCUUGAACCAGCGCCAAGCUGCUAUGAGCCCGCCGUAUGCGAGACCAUCUACGCCUGGUUCGGCCGACUUCAAGUUUGGUCGUUCGCGGAACAAGAGCCACACACCCGGCAAGUCUCAUCAUUCGCAAUCUGGGUCCAUCUUCCACGUCUCUGACGCCGGGAGUGACUAUGGGGCAACACCGCAAUUCUCGUCGUCGCCUCCUCCAGUUCCCCGCGUCCCAAACACUUAUGGGUUUGCAUCUCGGAGCGAAACACCAGAUAUGGACGACGACAAGGUUGUGAUGGAUCCCAAGACGCCAUCGGACUACGCCCUGCAUGCCGUCUUCAUGCGAUUUGCGUCGGUGGCUGAAAGCAAGAUAUCAACAUUUCUCCGUAAUACCGCACAAGAUCCCUCUCUUCCAGCCACACUUGCUGUCGGGAUUGACCCCAAGUUCGACGACACCCUUCAAUCCCUCGCGAAGAUAGCACAAAAGAACUGUAAACCCGUCGUUGACUCGAUCAUGCGGUGGCGGAAAAGCCAGCAACAAGAGCCUGUGGGUACGGACAUCAUCAACAUACACACCACCUCCCGUGAUCGAUCCUACGACAUCUCCACUCUCCUCGCGGAACGCAAGGCUUUGGCGUCUAUCUACAUCAUGUGCCGCGCGCUCAUUGCAGUAUUGCAAGCAGCUUCGAGGGAAGCUCUCGGCGACACACUUGGCUACAGUCUUGAGGACACAACCUUUGAGCAGUUCAGGAGACCUGACCUCAAGUUGCUCGCUCAAUCUGCAAAUCAUCGUGCUAAUGCAGAGUUAUAUGCCACACUCAUAGGUCUCUUAGCAAACAUUCGUUUUGUGAGCGUGACAGACCGCUUUCUCUCCGAGCUUGGGCCUGUUGCUUCUGGCCAAGUGCCCAAGGACUCGGACAUGAAAUAUGAGAACCUCCUUCAGGGACUUCGCCAUGUCACCAUCAAGGUUUGGCCUCCUGAGACUUUUGAAGAAGGAGCCGAGUUCCUCGAGUCUUUAUCGAAGUCGUUCGCAAAUGCGCAUGGAUUGCGCUUGAAGAUCGCCUUCGCAGAAACAUUACUUCAUCUCAUACACCCAAUUGGCAAGACUGCGCAAGCAGAAACCAACAAUCCACAGUGGGCGAAGGCCAUUGAGAUCAUCUAUCCAAAAGCCAAGGAAAUGGUUUCCAAACCGCGAUACUGGCAUGCGGCGUAUCCACUUUUAGUGACAAGUCUUUGCGUCGCACCCCAGGCUUUUUUUCUGAAGAACUGGCUCCCUUGUUUUGAGAGUGGGUUGAGCAAGCUGAAGGAACGGCCAUAUCGCGUACCUAUCCUCAAUGGUCUAAUUCGCUUGUUGUGGACAUACCUCUAUCGUUGCCCCGAGACUGCAUCCACUACCACGGCCAAGCUAGAAACUCUGCUAAAAUCCUUCUUCCCGCCCAAUCGUCUGACUGUCUACCCACAAGAGGAUCAACUCCAACCGUUCGUAUACAUUGUUCAUUUUAUCCUCUCUCGGCAUUUCGAGUACGGCUCCGACAUUUGUAUGGAAUUAAUGCAGGAAUCCGCCGUGAAGUCCAUUCAACAUUCAGGGUCCACCGCAUCCGUUUUGGCUCCCGAACGCACGGCCAUAGCAGUCCAAGCUAUUCUCCUUACUUUGCAUCGUAUGGAAAGUGAUGAGCACUUCCCUUCCUGGCCGACAUCUGCCGAUUUCUCCGUUAUUCCAACCAAGGCUGAUUACCCAUCCUCUUCCGACUUCCUUCCACCUGCUAUCAUGUCCAGGCCUGGCGUGCAGGAGUUGUUCGACAGAUGCGGAGCUGUUUUGGCGAUUCUUACUGUCCAUUGUGGGAAGAGUGUCGGGUACAUGUCGAUCUUCGAUGAUCAGUGGUCCUAUGCAAGGCUUAAUCCCGCGUACGAGGAGUCAAACAACUACGUAGUACGAAAGCAUCUUGAAGGCGCCUUCGCAUAUCCAGCCUCCUGCGUCGCCCAAAUUACGAUGCUUCAGACAUGCUUCCAGUCGUGGCCGCGGUGCCUACCCACGACUAUUCCUCUGGCCGAUGCGAUUGAUAUCCUUCUACGGGGUGUUGUGCACGUCGAACCAUCGCUAGGCGAGGUUGCCCGCGAAGCAGUGAAGCGGUUCAUGGCUGAACCUACUCAGGCGAUGGUUGUCCUCUCGAGGUUUGCGGUGCUUAUGUUCAGCCCAACGGGAUUUCUGCAAGAGAACAACGGCCCGAGGUUACCAAUCGAAGCUUCGCAGCUCCUGCAAUUAUGGAUCGAACUUGUGGAUGGCUGGGUGAAGACUUUAACCAAGCAACCGCGGACAUCGUUGAACGAUGACGAGACUCAGAGGUGCAGCGAGAUUGAAGCCGGCGGUUUAUUCUUGUUGGCCCACGAGAAUCCCGGAAUUCACUCCGCUGGCGUCACUGUUCUACGUUUUCUAGGCUUGCUGGUAGUUCACGUUGAUGGCAGGCCUUUCGGCCCAAACGAACUUCCUGCAACGACCAUGCGCUUUGUCGAAAUUCUUCACGGUCGCGGGGUAGGGAAGUCAUAUCUUUCCGGGUAUGACGAACUCUUGGAAGGGCCAGAUUUAGAUCGGCUGGAGCAGUGGAGGCAGUUGAAACGGAUUGACGUUCCCCUUCGAAUGGCCGACAGCGCCAAAGACAUCGACAAGAAGCUUUGGCGAUACGCUUUUCCAAUGUUGUUGCAGUCAUCCACAGACCAGUCGAGCCAAGUGUUGACGACAUUUCGCGAGAGUCUCAUCGCCGCCGUCUCCCGCUGUUUGCCACUAAUAUCGCAUAUUGCGGGGUUGAGCAGCCGUGCGCCCCCCGGAAUACCCACUCGAAACCAAAGUAUCGAACGAGAUGGCCAGAAAUUGGUUAUGGAUAACAAGCAGCUGAUUGAUCAGUGGUAUAUAUGGGUUAAAAUCCUAUGCUCUACUGCAAUUUCUGAAUCCUCCCGCCCGGCGCUCACUCAGCUUGGGCGUGAACACUCGCGAGCGCCGUCUGAUAUAAGCUUUGAACGCGAACGCUUAUCAACGACACGAGGCCUCUUCAGAUACUUAACACCUUUCCUGGACUCUGAGUACACCCAGUUUCGCGAUGCUGCUGUUCUAUGCAUCAGCUCUUUCCCCUCUAGUGGGUACUCACAGCUUCUGGAAGAUCUCAGCCUCCUCGCUUCUCGCCAGUUCUAUGACGAUUCUCGAGCCAAAACUCCAAAUUUGGGAAUGGAGCAAAGUCAUGGUCUAGCUUCCCGCCAACUCCUUGAAGAUUUGCGUCCUAAAGCUGGCAUGGCGAUCGUUGUUGAUCGUACCCGUCGACAGGAGCGAUUGCACUCAGCAGUAGCUCGGAUUUACUAUCUUACGGCACAUUACCUGCAACACACUCGAUCCACAGGGCGACAGGCAGCGCUCGCGAAUGUGCUGAAGUUCGUUCGCAAUACUCAGGCUUUCUUAACAUCUCCAGAAACUCGAGACAAUCCCGCGUUGCAACGGCUUCGUCGUUACUUUUGUGGCACGGUGGAACGGCUCUUCGAUGGCAUGGCUUCAUUAAAGGACUCCGAUCGCUUUAUCCCGUCCAAGAUGCAUUUAACUUUGUAUCAUCUGUGUGAAGGAUGGUGCCAACUUGGUCCUCAGUCAGAGAUAGCCAAGCAAAGACUCAUCCUCAUGCAAAGGGCGGCAGCUUCCGUUACUCAGGACUCGAAAGAAGCCGUCAAGCGGUUUCAAGCCGAGACCACUGUCUUAUCCUACGCAGCUGCCGGCGCUCUUGCUUCACUAGUCGCAAAGGCUUACUUUCCGCCCGAACAAGCUUCGAACUCGCCGACAGAGCGCCCUUCACCAGAAGAUCUCAAGCCUUUGACAACUCAGGGAGUGAUGGACAAGAUUUCUGCUAUUCUAGCUUGCAGUCACGCUCCGUCUGUUACGCGUGGAAAGAAGGCGUUGAAAUUGCUUCUUUCGUGCAAGAGUCGUGACCAUGCUUUCACAGCUGAAGCACUAAAGCGAGCUGUUGUAGCCGACAGCACGCUUGAUUCGGAAGCAGCUCGGGCAUUCGAAGUCAUUUCUGAGGUUGUCUGUUCAUCGGACUUCCACCCCUUUUCGUUCGCACAAGCCGUUUGUCUUGCUCUGGCGAAUCUGAGUCAUCCACGGAUAGAAGUCCGUCGGUCCGCGUUCAGCAUGCUCGAAGCUGUCCAUCAUCGGACGUCUGGGUUGCUUCCAAUGUCACACUUCGAUCCUGCAAUCGGAAGUCAGGCACCGCCUACUUACCUACAUGGGCAUCGUCAAGUAUCCGAGUUUCUGGCCGGAGAACACCCCAAUCAAGCACUUGAUGUACUUGCUCAAUUAGCUAUCUGGCUGCCGCAACUUACUCAGACGAAGCCCCGCAUCUCCCUUCUCCUCCUGCAAACUUUGGAAGACUGGAUUGUCAACAUCGAGCUACGGGAGAACGGCCAAUUUACUAGGGAAGGCAUGUCUGCACUGUAUCAUCUCAUGAGCUUGACGCUGCACUAUGCGUCGACGCACACGGAACAGGUCCUAGCUCUAUGGACCAAACUUGUUGAACCUCCCAACGAUGACAACGGCGUUGCUACAGCCCUGUUCCUUCUACAACAGUCACACAAAGUAGGCACCGUGGAGUUCAUCCAGUGCUCGUCCACGAUCAUUGCCUGCUUAUGCCAGACUCGUUUAGGCCCGUCUAUAUAUGCGGAACUCUGUUCCAUUAUUGAGCCCGCCCGCAUGCUACCCACUCUGGACCACAAGCUACAAUUUCCGGACGCCGUCGAUAUGGAGCUUUGGUCCGAUCUCGAUACACUUUUCGCGGGCAAGCCAAGGGUGACACUAUCAUCAGCCCAAUACGCUUGGCUUUUCCUCGCCGACGUUGCAUUUCAACGCCAAUGGGAAUUCAAGUCAGAACUCCCCUCGAUCCUACACUCAAUAUUUAUUCACUUGGACUAUCAUCAUUCCUUCGUCCGUGCCCAAGCCCGCCGAAUGUUGUUCCAGCUCCUCCGAUCGUGGAUCCCUGGUUAUGACGAACUCGUGAACCGUAAUGAGCAUCCAAGCUGCUCUACUCUUAAAGCAAUGGUCGCUGAACUCGAAGAAGAGGGAGAUUCGCUAUUUUGGAGGUCAGAUGAGGCUGUCUUGGAUGUAAAGAACAAGAUGGCACGGUUAUGCGAAACAGUGCUUGGUUUUCUGGAUCCCCUUGUUCCACGUCUUGCGGAGCGGUGGGGAUCGCUAGCCGUGUCAUGGGGCACCUCUUGCUCUAUCCGUGGAUUCGCAUUUCGUUCUCUUCAAAUAUUCCGCGCCAUUCUACCUCGAACUUGCGCGUCGGACAUGGCACUCCUACUCGGCCGUUUGUCGAACACUAUCUCAUCAGCGGAUGAAAAUAUUCAGAUGUUCACGUCAGAACUCAUUCAAACUCUCAGCGCGCUGGUGUCAUCGAAGGAUUUAGAAAGCACAUUCCUCCCUCAGUUAUACUGGUGUUGCUGCGCGGGACUCAUGACAACAGUUCAACGAGAGUUUGUCCAGGUAUUGCAACUCCUCGAGUCUAUCCUAGAUCGCGUUGAUUUGGACGACGUCACGGACAUCCUUCUAUCGCAUCAGCCUCCUAAGUGGACUGGCCCAGUAUCCCUACAACCGGCUCUGCUGAAGGGCCUCCGCUCCUCCGUCACAUUCGAAGCAACCUUCCGUCUCCUGCAGAGAUUUGCCAAGGUGGAAGAUGACAGAUUAAUUGACGCAUCCGGUGGCAGGGUACGCGAUUUGUAUACUGCCGCACUCCCCAGGUGUCUAUAUGCCAUGGCUACAGACGGACCUUCGGAGUCGCUCAAGGAAUUCGCAGAAGACAUCGCCCGGCUGGCUGAAAAGGAAGAGAGGCAUAGCAUUCGCAAGAUCAUGAUGUCGUUCUCCAAAGGCCACUUCCGAACCAAGGAUGACUUCCUACGGCAGUCCGUGUCAAGUCUGCGCGAACACUAUUCUACACAGUGGCACGACAUCGACACUCUGCUCCUGGGCCUCGUCUUGAAUAACGAGCGGUGGACGCGGAUAUACUCGAUGCAAAUCCUCAAAGGACUUUUCCAGCAGCGCGUUGCGCGAAAUCCGUCGGAUUUACUGGGCUCUGAGCUGUUGAUGCCCCUUCUGCGGCUGCUGGAAACCGACCUCGCGCCGAACGCGCUGGAAGUCCUCGAGGAGCCGAUAGCCAUGUCGGGCGGUGGGCCGCCCGCUAAGCACGUCCUGAGGAUGAGCAUGCACUCUGCCGUCCCGUCUCGAAUGUCGGGAACUGCGGCUGAGGUCUUCGGCGUGCCAGAGGAGUCCGGCUGGUGUGUCGCACGCGCGGACACUCAACGCUCUACCUGCCACCACAAUAUGACGACGGUUUUCGACACCUGUUCUGUCUCGGCGCGGCCGUCGCGCAUCGAUUUUGAGCCCGAGCACGACGUGGAGGGCGACCACCCGCAUUUGAACGACCAGGACGACCAGGACGACCUUGGGGGGCUGGUGCAGAAACUGCAUGAGCUGUCGACGUUUUUCCAGGACGAUGACGACUCGCUGCAAGUGCCCGCUGCACCCAUACCGCCGCCGGAUCGGCGGCUGGAGGCCCGCGUCGCUGCGAUCCUCGCGAAGUCGACUGCAACGGAUGUCGUCUCGGACGUCCCCCAAACCCCCUUCCUAGACGUGUUCCGCGUCAGCGCCAUACCCGACUUCGACGACUCCGAUGGAUAUUCUGACUCCGAGUCUGACGACGAACCGUUUAUUUUCGAUAGCCCCGCUGCUGCGUUCCGUGUGGCCCCCAAGGGCUCGCCUUACCACUAA
This is a messenger RNA of Pleurotus ostreatus (oyster mushroom), 7272 nucleotides long. It is a transcript of the gene TAO3, whose product is annotated as Cell morphogenesis protein PAG1. The transcript is spliced from 8 exons. Gene Ontology annotation, biological process: cell morphogenesis. Gene Ontology annotation, cellular component: cell cortex; site of polarized growth. The coding region runs from base 1 to 7272 and encodes 2423 amino acids. The record is from RefSeq and is a predicted model, not a curated record. NCBI's taxonomy places the organism in Eukaryota, Fungi, Basidiomycota, Agaricomycetes, Agaricales, Pleurotaceae.